Messenger RNA from Spinacia oleracea (spinach), 1857 nucleotides. Its product is annotated as cytochrome P450 72A397. The coding region runs from base 130 to 1725 and encodes 531 amino acids. Lineage: Eukaryota; Viridiplantae; Streptophyta; Magnoliopsida; Caryophyllales; Amaranthaceae. Gene Ontology annotation, molecular function: iron ion binding; monooxygenase activity; oxidoreductase activity, acting on paired donors, with incorporation or reduction of molecular oxygen. The record is from RefSeq and is a predicted model, not a curated record. The transcript is spliced from 5 exons.
CCAACUUUUAACUACAUUUAGUUGUGAUUUACAAUUACUGGAAUCAUUAUAUAAGGAGCUCACUGUGGUAUGAAGAGAUGAAGAAGAAAAAGAAAAAGAAAAAAGCUCCACACAAAAAAAACUAAAAAGAUGAUUUCAAAGAGCGCGAGUGGUGUUGCAAUUGCUUCAUUGGGUUGCAUUAUCAUACUGUAUUGGAUGUGGAAAUUACUAAAAGGGCUAUGGUUAACACCAAAAAAGCUAGAGAAAUGUCUAAAACAACAAGGUCUUGUUGGUAAUUCCUACAAAUUUUUGAUUGGAGAUAUGAAAGAAAGCUCAAAAUUGCGUAACGAAGCUUUACAAAAACCCAUUCCUUUCACUCAUGAUUAUUACAACCGUAUUCAGCCUUUCAUCCAUCAGAUUCUCAACAAUUCUGGUGCAGGCAAAAAUAUCUACACAUGGUUGGGACCAGUGCCAACAAUACUAAUUACACAACCUGAGUUAAUAAAGGAUGCUUUCAAUAGGAUGAACAAUUUUCAGAAACCAAGAUUAAAUCCAUAUACUCAAAUGCUUUCAACUGGACUUCCGAACUAUGAGGGUCAGAAAUGGGCUAAACACAGGAAGCUUCUCAACCCUGCUUUUCAACUUGAUAAGCUCAAGCUUAUGAUCCAUACUUUUGAAACCUGUGUUACGGAUACACUGAAUAAGUGGGAGAAGCUAGUUUGUAAAACAGGUUCUUCAGAGGUUGAUAUAUGGCCAUAUUUGACAACUUUAACGGGAGAUGGUAUUGCUAGAGCUGCAUUUGGAAGUAGCUUUGAAGAUGGAAGAAGAAUAUUCGAGCUUCUCACACUGCAGAAGGAUAUUGUUAUUAGUCUUCUCAAAUAUUCUUAUAUUCCAGGAUUUAAAUAUAUGCCAAUAAAGGGUAACCGGAAGAUGAAAGAAGCGGACAAUGAAAUAAAACCUCUGUUGACGAAUAUAAUUAAUAGAAGGAGGAAAGCGAUGGAGGCCGGAGAAGCUCCCAAAGACGACUUGUUAGGGAUGCUACUUGAAUCCAAUGCAAACGAGGCUCGACAAGUUAAUGAAAAUGAAAGUGGUAGUAGCAAGCGAAAAUCUGAUCUAACGAUGAGCUUCCCUGAGAUGAUCGAUGCUUGCAAGCAGUUCUUCUUGGCUGGUCAAGAGACCACCUCAGUGGCCCUAACAUGGACAAUGCUUUUGUUAGCCAAGCACCAAGAUUGGCAAACACGAGCUCGACAAGAAGUACUUGCUACAUUUGGAAUGAAUACCCCAGACUUUGAUGGCAUACAUAAUCGUCUUAAGAUUGUGACAAUGAUACUCUACGAGGUGUUAAGGUUGUAUCCGCCAGUCCCUGCAACAUCGCGAAGGGUUCAUGAUCGUGAAACAAAGCUAGGAGAUUUGGUAAUACCACAAGGGGUAGGAGUUUCAUUUUCCAUACUUCAUGCACACUUGAACCCUGAAAUUUGGGGUGAUGAUGCCAAAGAAUUCAAGCCUGAUAGAUUUGCAGAAGGGAUUGCAAAAGCAACAAAAGGGAAUAACUCUUACUUCCCCUUUGGUUGGGGACCUAGGAUUUGCAUUGGCCAAAACUUCGCACUAGUUGAGGCGAAAAUGGCAUUGUGUAUGAUUUUGCAGCGUUUCUCUUUCGAUCUCUCGCCUUCAUACAUCCAUGCUCCGACUAGUCUCAUAUCCCUUCAACCUCAGCAUGGUGCCCACAUUAUUUUACAUCGAUUUUAAGCUUAAUAUUUAUGCAAUUGUGCAUCCAUGGGCGUAUGUUCUUGAGGAGGAAGUAAUAAACUAAUAAUUUUAUUUGAUUUGUCUUUGGGUUUGGGUUUUUGAAAGUAAUUGAUUCCUUGCCUUUCUCAUUGA